AUGGCGGCGUGCCGGGGAUCCUCUUCGAAAUGGUUUUUCAACCGGGAGCAGCUCGAAACCACGCCGUCCCGCCGUUCGGGAGUUGAUCCGGACAGGGAGCUAUCUUACCGACAGCAGGCGGCUAACCUCAUUCAAGAUAUGGGCCAGAGACUCAACGUGUAUCCUUUAUAAACACGCUUGCAGUCAUCAGACAUGUCGAAGAAAGGAGGAUAACGUUAGACAUAGCGCUCUUUGUAGGCCCGUUUCCCCGGGUGGUGGGGCACGCGCUAGAGGCAGGAUAUGCUAAUUAUUUUGUCAUAGUAGAAGAUUUCAAAUGUGCCAGCGUGGUGUGUCAGUGUUGUGUAGCAAUGAUACAACCAAGUUUAACUAGCAAACAUCACCCACCAACAUUCAACAUGAAGAAGGGCAUUUCUCUGGCGCUAGUUAGCGAGCUAGCCAUGUUAGUAGCUAACGCACUACUUGUCAGUUACAUAACUGAAAUGUUAGCUAGCUAAUGUAGAUGUGUUUUGUUUUAUGAUGAAUCAUAGUUCCUUCGCUUAGCCAAGUGAUAGCUCCCCAGCACGCCAACCCUAGCCAGCUAGCAUUGAACUGUCCUGUCAAGACAGCUAGUUCGUUGUGACUAAGUUGCUUAGCUAGCUAUCUCUAGUUAGCGCGAGCAAGUUCCAUCAUGUAAAGCAGAACGUGCAUUGUUGUAUUUGUCAUUUUCAUUUGCACGGUUGCCAUGUUUGUAUUUUUUGCUUACUGGAUAAAAUGUAAGAUUGUAUCUAGCUACUGUACCUUAACUAGGUAACUAGUACCUAGCCGGCAUUGACAACCCAACGUGGAUCAAAUGAUUAGGAGUUGCUACGUUUGUCACCCGUGUGUCGUGUCAAUCUCAUUCACUUGAUUUAAUCAAGUAGCUAAUGGCUUAAACAUGGUAAUUGUGAUCGUUUUUCUCACUGAUUUAUCUUUUGACCAAAAAAUAUCCGUUUUGGGCUGACUGUAAACACAGCUAAUGUGAUCUGUGGACUAAAAUACGUUUAAGCUAAUUGAUGAAACAGCUUACAUUGAAAUAUACAUGAAUUCCUUAACCCAUUUUCUCCAGCUCACAACUUACAAUAAAUACAGCAAUUGUUUAUAUGCAUAGAUUUUAUAUGUUCCACUCUUUCACCAAAUUCCACAGAAAUGUAAGUAUUUACUUUUAUUCAUUAUAUAUAGGCAGCCUGACUGACUGUUUCCUUUAUACAGACAAUUUGCAACAUGUUUACAUGUUAAUAUAUUAAAAUCAAUUUAUUUUGUUACAGAUAAUUUCUCCAACCACCUUAUUCCUAGCUGCGAAAGUUGAAGAGCAACCUCGGAAACUUGAGCAUGUUAUUAAAGUUGCACAUGCUUGUCUAAACCCUCAAGAGACCCCGCUUGAUACAAAGAGUAAUGUAAGUCUGAGUAGUAUGGGUAUUGUAGGUUUUGUUAUUUUCCUUUCCCACCUCCCUGCUUGUCCCAUUUUGUCAAUGGCUUGGACACUUGCUUUUGUGUAAUUGUAUUGAGGUUUGAGUGUAAAGGUUUAUGCAAAGUGUUAGUAUACACUGAGUAUACAAAACAUUAAGAACAUCUGCUUGUUCCAUGACAGACUGACCAGGUGAAUCUAGGUGAAAGGUAUGGUCCCUUACUGAUGUCACUUGUUAAGCCUUGAGACAAUUGAGACAUGGAUUGUGUAUGUGUGCCAUUCAGAGGGUGAAUGGGCAAGACAAGAUUUAAGUGCCUUUGAACAGCGUAUCAUAUUAGGUACCAGGCACACUGGUUGUGUCAAGAACUACAACACUCCUGGGUUUUUCACACUCAACAGUUUCCUGUGUGUAUCAAGAAUGGUCCACCACCCAAAGGACAUCCAGCCAACAUGGGAGGCAACAUGGGCCCACAUCCCUGUGGAACGCUUUCGACGCCUUGUAGAGUCCAUGCCCGACGAAUUGAGGCUGUUCUGAGCUCGGGGGGUGCACAACUCAAUAUUAGGAAGGUGUUUCUAAUGUUUGGUAUACUCAGUGUAUGUUCUCCAUUUUGUCACCAGAGGGUGUGUCGAGAUUGACAAUAUUCAGGCUUUGUCAGACUUAUGUCUCAGUCCAGUCUCAGCAAGAUCUUAGUGCUGAUAUUAUUCCUAGUAGCAAGACUCUGAAUUGAAACCACUGACACAGAGAAAAAAAACAUACUGUUACAGUUUGGAAAUGGGCUUUGAAAUAGGGGAAUGGAUAGACACAUUACAAAUGUCAUGUAAUGAUUGUCUAUUGAACUUCAGGCAUACCUCCAGCAAGCUCAAGAGCUGGUGAUACUUGAAACCAUAGUGCUGCAGACUUUAGGUAAGUAAAGUCUGAGUGAGCGUAUAGUGAGAGCAUGAUCUAGUCUACAAAGUAUGUUUGAAUAUUCUGUUGGCUCAUUGCUGCCAGGCUGUGGUGGAUUGCCAUUUUUCCGACUGUUUAAAUGAGGUAUGUUAUGGUAACAUGUUGCUCAUUCUUCACUGCCAUGAUUCUAUUGCACCCGCACAGGUCAAAAUGUUCUUCUGUUAUGAUGAAUCUCAGAUCUUGGCAAACAGCAGUCCCAUCCAUGUUCCAAUCUGUGGUCUCUAUGACUAUGAAAUACUCUAAUUAUGUGGCCACCAUCUGUGACCAUUUUGGUUAUACAACACCAAUAUACUCACCCUUAUUUGGAUGGAAAGAAAUUAGAACUCCCUUUCAUAGUCCACAUGUAAUCCUGACUGUGCUCUUGUGAUAAAGAAUAGAGGGGAAGAACCAUAGAACAUUGCUUUAAUGCAAACAAUGACUGACUGUGUUACUGUUGAAACUCACCUGUCAUAUAUUUUGUUCCAGGAUUUGAAAUAACUAUUGAACAUCCACACACUGAUGUGGUGAAAUGUUCCCAGCUAGUGAGAGGUAGAGGCUUCUUUCUUUGCUCUUUCAUGUCCUCUAUUCCACUCAACCUCUAAUGUGGGUGGGAGGGAGGAUAAUGCUGACAUAAUGAUUAUGCAACAAAUCAUUGUUGACCUUAGAGUUCACAAAACAUUAUGUGAAAUUUGUGAACUGCUAAUGAUAACCCUUAUAAUCAGAGCUCACUGGUCGGCCAAAACGUAACCCUCUUUUUCUUUCACUUGCAGCAAGCAAGGAUCUGGCACAGACUUCCUAUUUCAUGGCUACCAACAGGUUGUUAUCCUGACCCUCCUUUGUUGCACUGUGACUACUGCACACUAUAGCUUCCUUUAAUGCAGGGUACCCUUUCAGUGUCCAACGGCCCUCAAUGCGCCGGUGGCUACUGGGACGCCUGCCCCCUCCUUGCCCCCCCGGGUUGGGGGCGUUUGGCGGUACCGGCCCCGGUUGCGGUGCGGUGUAUUGUACAAGGGACCAGAGUUGGCACAGUGGGGUUGAAUGCACAAUGUGAAGUGUAGUGGUGCGCUAGAACCUCACGUUUGCUCGGUUACAAAAGUGCAUAUGUCUAAAAAGACACUUUGGUAGCCUGAAUAGCAGCUAAAGAUUACACAGAUGUAAACAUAACGUAGAAGUCAUCCCGGUAAGUACCGCUAACCUCUUUUGUUUUUAUUUAUUUGUAUUUUUCAAAUUUCGCCAAAUAGUUUUAUUUAAGUAUUUUCUUAAGUUUAACAUUUUAUCACAUUAACAUUUAAUGUUCAUGGAAUUAUAUCAUAUGCAGUGCAUUCAGAAAGUAUUCAGACCCCUUGACUUUUUCCACAUUUUGUUACGUUACAGCCUUAUUCUAAAAUGGAUGAAAUUGGUUUUUCCCUCAUCAAUCUACACACAAUACCCCAUAAUGAUGAAGACAAAACAGGUUUUUAGAAAUUUUUGCAAAUGUACAGUGAGGGAAAAAAGUAUUUGAUCCCCUGCUGAUUUUGUACGUAUUCCCACUGACAAAGAAAUGAUCAGUCUAUAAUUUUAAUUGUAGGUUUAUUUGAACAGUUAGAGACAGAAUAACAACAAAAAAAUCCCGAAAAACGCAUGUUAAAAAUGUUAUAAAUUGAUUUGCAUUUUAAUGAAGGAAAUAAGUAUUUGACCCCCUCUCAAUCAGAAAGAUUUCUGGCUCCCAGGUGUCUUUUAUACAGGUAACGAGCUGAGAUUAGGAGCACACUCUUAAAGAGAGUGCUCCUAAUCUCAGCUUGUUACCUGUAUAAAAGACACCUAUCCACAGAAGCAAUCAAUCAAUCAGAUUCCAAACUCUCCACCAUGGCCAAGACCAAAGAGCUCUCCAAGGAUGUCAGGGACAAGAUUGUAGACCUACACAAGGCUGGAAUGGGCUACAAGACCAUCGCCAAGCAGCUUGGUGAGAAGGUGACAACAGUUGGUGCGAUUAUUUGCAAAUGAAGAAACACAAAAUAACUGUCAAUCUCCCUCAGCCUGGGGCUCCAUGCAAGAUCUCAUCUCGCGGAGUUGCAAUGAUCAUGAGAACGGUGAGGAAUCAGCCCAGAACUACAUAGUCACCAAGAAAUAGUCACCAAGAAAACAAUUGGUAACACACUACGCCGUGAAGGACUGAAAUCCUGCAGCACCCGCAAGGUCCCCCUGCUCAAGAAAGCACAUAUACAGGGCCGUCUGAAGUUUUCCAAUGAACAUCUGAAUGAUUCAGAGGAGAACUGGGUGAAAGUGUUGUGGUCAGAUGAGACCAAAAUCGAGCUCUUUGGCAUCAACUCAACUCACCGUGUUUGGAGGAGGAGGAAUGCUGCCUAUGACCCCAAGAACACCAUCCCCAACAUCAAACAUGGGUGUGGAAACAUUAUGCUUUGGGAGUAUUUUUCUGCUAAGGGGACAGGACAACUUCACCGCAUCAAAGGGACGAUGGUUGGGGCCAUGUACCGUCAAAUCUUGGGUGAGAACCUCCUUCCCUCAGCCAGGGCAAUGAAAAUGGGUCGUGGAUGGGUAUUCCAGCAUGACAAUAACCCAAAACACACGGCCAAGGCAACAAAGGAGUGACUCAAGAAGAAGCACAUUUAGGUCCUGGAGUGGCCUAGCCAGUCUCCAGACCUUAAUCCCAUAGAAAAUCUGUGGAGGGAGCUGAAGGUUUGAGUUGCCAAACAUCAGCAUCGAAACCUUAAUGACUUGGAGAAGAUCUGCAAAGAGGAGUGGGAAAUGUGUGCAAACCUGGUGGCCAACUACAAGAAACGUCUGACCUCUGUGAUUGCCAACAAGGGUUUUGCCACCAAGUACUAAGUAAUGUUUUGCAGAGGGGUCAUACUUAUUUCCCUCAUUAAAAUGCAAAUCAAUUUAUAACAUUUUUAACAUAUGUUUUUCUUGAUUUUUUUGUUAUUCUGUCUCUCACUGUUCAAAUAAACCUACCAUUAAAAUUAUAGACUGAUAAUGUCUUUGUCAGUGGUCAAACGUACAAAAUCAGCAGGGGAUCAAAUACUUUUUUCCCUCACUGUAUUAAAAAUAAAAAAUGGAAAUAUCACAUUUACAUAAGUAUUCAGACCCUUUACUCAGGACUUUUUUGAAGCACCUUUGGCACCGAUUACAGCCUUGUCUUCUUGAGUAUGACGCUACAAGCUUGGCACACCUGUAUUUGGGGAGUUUCUCCCAUUCUUUUCUGCAGAUCCUCUCAAGCGCUGUCAGGUUGGAUGGGGAGCAUCGCUGCUCAUCUAUUUUCAGGUCUCUCCAGAGAUGUUCGAUCGAGUUCAAGUCCGGGCUAUGGCUGGUCCACUCAAGGACAUUCAGAGACUUGUCACGAAGCCUCUCCUGUGUUGUCUUGGUUGCAUGCUUAGGGUCGUUGUCCUGUUGGAAGGUGAACCUUUGCCCCAGUCUGAAGUCCUGAGCGCUCUGGAGCAGGUUUUCAUCAAGGAUCUCUCUGUACUUUGCGCCAUUCAUUUUUCCCUCGAUCCUAACUAGUCUCCCAGUCCCUGCCGCUGAAAAACAUCCCCCCAUCAUACUGCAACUACCAUGCUUCGCCGUAGGGAUGGUGCCAGGUUUCCUCCAGAUGUGACGUUUGACAUUCAGGCCAAUGAGUUCAAUCUUGGUUUCAUCAGACCAGAGAAUGUUGUUUUUCAUGGUCUGAGAGUCUUUAGGUGCCUUUUGGCAAACUCCAAGUGGGCUGCCAUGUGCCUUUUUACUGAGGAGUGGCUUCUGUCUGGCCACUCUACCAUAAAGGCCUGAUUGGUGGAGUGCUGCAGAGAUGGUUGUCCUUCUGGAAGGUUCUCCCAUCUCCACAGAGGAACUCUAGAGCUCUGUCAGAGUGACCAUCAGGUUCUUGGUCACCUCCCUGACCAAGGCCCUUCUCCUCCGAUUGCUCAGUUUGGCCAGGCGGCCAGCUCUAGGAAUAGUCUUGUUGGUUCCAAACUUCUUCCAUUUAAGAAUGGAGGAGGCCACUCUGUUCUUGGGGACCUUCAAUGCUGCAGACAUUUUUGGGGAACCCUUCCCCAGAUCUGUGCCUCGACACAAUCCUGUCUAGGAACUCUACGGACAAUUCCUUUGACCUCAUGGCUUGGUUUUUGCUCUGACAUGCACUGUCAACUGUAGGACCUUUAUAUAGACAGGUGUGUGUCUUUCGAAAUCAUGUCCAAUUUAUCGAAUUUACCACAGGUGGACUCCAAUAAAGUUUUAUAGAAACAUCUCAAGGAUGAUCAAUGGAAACAGGAAGCACCUGAGCUCAAUUUCGAGUCUCAUAGCAAAGGGUCUGAAUACUUAUGUAAAUGUAACUAAAAACCUGUUUUCGCUUUGUCACUAUGUGGUAUUGUGUCGAUUUGAUGAGGUAAAAAAAAUUAUUUAAUCAAUUUUAGAAUAAGGCUGUAACGUAACAAAAUGUGUGAAAGGUCUGAAUACUUUCUGAAUGCACUGUAUUUGUAUAUAGAACAGAAAUGGAAGUGCUAAUUUACAUUUCUGAUGUUAACCCAUUAAGGACCUACUCAAAUGGCAAGUUUUUUUUAUUUAGAUUUGAAGAGAAGAAUUCAUGUUUCAAUACACCAUUUCAUUGUAUUGUAAAAUAUUGAUUUGGUGCCACAUCUGCCUAUUAUCAUACGUAUUAUUCUUGCUUUCUGGCUUUUCACGUACAAACAACCUUUCACAGUUCAUGUUCUGCAAAUUCUCGAGGAACUAGGUCCUUAAAGGGUUACUUUUAACAUGACGUGUUGGGUUGAUUUAAAUAUAGCCUUUUUGUUUCCAACUGUCAAAUGCCCUCAAAACAAACUACAGUGUCUGGACGCAGAUCUUGAUAGUUGCUUUUCUGUUAGGCCUAGUCAUAAUUAAGGUGCCGUAAUCCAGCAAUCGUAUGGAAUUGUGUGUAUUUAAUUUGUUUAUAGAAACAAAUAUCAAAGCGCCAAAGACAUUGUCUUCCAAAAGCGGCCUGUUCGGCUGCAUUUGACCCGUUAGAACUGGAGAGGCUUAUAGAUAACACUGAACAAGGAGAAUAAGAGGUUGACGCUGUGCCGGAGACAUCGCUGUAAUUAGAGGAUGAAUGGCUUCUUAAUGCCUGAACUGAACCCAAUGACCAGCCACAGCAAGUAGGAUCAUAGAAAUAUAAUUCACCAUGGUUACUGACCAUAACCUGUAGACAAAAAAAUAUAAUUGACAUGAAUGGGAAUGCCUGUUUUAGUAUUUCUAGGGUUUGGAGUCUAUUAAGGUUAGUCACCAUGGUAAAUUCAGGAACUUCUGAUCUGUUUUUUUUUCAGGAUUGUGUGCGAACUAGUCUCAGGCAGCGCAGUCAUACAGGAGAUGGAUAACAUUUUCUCCAUAAUAUGCGUUAUGUCCAGCGUCCAGGCAUUGUACUUGUUGUGACACAAGGUUACCAUCCAGCUUUUACCAUGGUUUUUCAAAUGGUAGGCUAUCUAGCUCUCUGGCCUUUAAAAUGUUGUAAGGUUCAGUAUUGUAGCUCGAUCUAGUUCCCCAUUACUCUGGUUCUUUAGAACUCAAACAAACUUGGACUAUAGUUGACUAGAAGAAGGCAUUUCUGUGCAUGUCUCGCCAUAACCAGUUAGUCAUGAGUGAAGAAUUCAGAGUCUGAAUGAGCGUCUGUUUGAAUUUACUUUGCCAGCAGAUUUCCACAUUACCAUAAAAUGUUGACCACGUGUGUUAUUUAUUGGUGGUUGAUGUUUUAAUAAACGGUGAAAUUCGGUCAUUUUCCCCACAAAAAAACGUGCUAGUCAUCUUUUUUAUUUGAAUUGAAGUUAUUGCUAUAUCUGUCGCUCCUUGUGGUAAACACUAGGAUGGUAGCCACAAUGUGAAACUGACUCAUGAUCUAUUCUGCAUGUCAGUCAUUGUUUGUUAUUUUGAUAAGUGUGCAACUGUGUCAAUCUGGGUGUAACAUUUCUGUUGCAAUGAUUAUUAUUCUUCUCUGUUGUCCUCAAUACUGUGUAUACUAUGUUUUACCUCAGCCCUAAGCACCUGUAACUAACGUUGUCGUCGUUUCCCCCCCCGGCCCCCCCCCCCUUUGUUUUCUCUUCCCUCUGGUCCAUGUGACCCGCUGUGCUCCGGCCUCUCCUCACACAGCCUCCACCUCACCACCUUCUGCCUGCAACACAAGCCCACAGUAAUCGCCUGCGUCUGCAUCCACCUGGCCUGUAAAUGGUCCAACUGGGAGAUCCCGGUUUCCACUGACGGGAAACACUGGUGGGAGUACGUGGACAACUCUGUCACACUGGAGCUGCUCGAUGGUGAGGCUUUGAUUUUGGUUCAUGCUCAUAGUUUGAAAAGAAGGCACAGUUAAAAUGUGGUUUAGUUUAGAAUAAUAGUUUGUUUUCGUCAAUGAGAAAUGUUUGCAAUAUUUCAUUGCAAUUAAUUAGGUGUUAAAACCAAGUAUGAUCUUUCCUUGCCUUCAGAACUGACGCAUGAGUUCCUUCAGAUUCUGGAGAAGACGCCGAGCAGGUUGAAGAGGAUACGAAAUUGGAGGGUAAGCUUCAGUUUUUCACCAGUUAAUCAUCAUUAAGACCUCUUAAUCAUGUUAAAUACUGUAGAGCGUCCUGUGUCUGCUGAUUUGAAUUCAGUGUAGUUUUAUUGCUGUACAGUUUUAUAUAAUGCCCUUCACAAAAUCCCUCCUCACGCCAUCAUUCUCUCUUCUCCCCCUUGCCAGGCCACGCAAGCUGCCAAGAAGACCAAGGGAGAUGGCUCUCAGGCAAAUGACCCCUACCCAGGACCCUCCCUUGUCCACGAACAUUCCCUGGGAGAUGCCAUCCCUGGGGUCUCCAACUCAGCCUUUUCCAAAGCCGCCUCCUCGUUCCCUGUCCCUCUGCCGGGGCACGCCAGUGGACCCCUCUCCCUGGACUCUAUCGCGUCCAUGCAGGGCAGCUCCUACACCUUCACGGCCCCCAGCGACUGGCCCCAGGAUACGGGGGGUCGCUUGGAGGGAGGAAGCUAUUCCCUCAAAACAGAUGCACUUGGCCUCCAACAGGGUGCUCCACUGAACCCACACAGACCAGAUAAGACGGAGUUCAACCCUACUAAACAUGAACACAAGGUCGGGGUAGGAGGGGGUGGGGGGAAGCAACAGCAGCCAGUUUUCCCUCCACCACCCCCACCGGCUCAGAAAAUGUCCCUGGACAAGUAUAGAGAGAAGCACGCUGCUGAGCUGGUGGUGCAGCAUAAACGCAGGGCAGAGCAGCAGAGUGUGGAGCCUGAGGGCAGGGACUCAUAUAUACCCUCCUCUGUCCAAUCAGACCACAGGAAACACAUGCAGCCCCAUCCUAACCCUGGGGGCAGCAGCAGCACCACUGCCUCCCCUCUUAAAAUGAAGCUGGCCAUGCCAGGCCAGGACAAGGUCCCCUCUGACAAACGGGACAAGGGGGGCUCACUCAAACUCCGCCUUCCAGUUCCUUCUCAGGGGGGUUGUGGCCAGCAAAGAGGAGCUGAAGAUGAAAAUCAAGGUGUCCUCUGAGCGCCACAGCUCUUCUGACGAGGGCGGGGCCAAGAGCAAACAUUCCAGCCCGCUAGUGAGCAAGGAGAAGCACCGGGAACACUCUACCCACCGCCACCACCACAAGCAGCACGGCCACUCUCACCUCCAUGCAGCACAGCACAGUGGCAACGGCCAGGGGGGGCCCCGAGGGGCCAGCAGGGGCCGGGCCAGCCCUCCUCCGGAGCCCCCUAGGGCUGGGGGGUGUUGAGGGGGUGGCGGGCACGGCCCUCGGUUCUGGUUCCAGCUCCUCCCGCAAGAGGGGGCACCCACACGUCGCCAGCCACAACCACCACUCCUCCUCCAAAACGAGCAAAAGCUCCAAGGGCGGCGCAGGUAGUUCCUCCUCCUCUCAUUGUUCCUCUGUUCAGCUGCAGUCACAGUGUGUGUCGUCUCAGUCACAGCUCUGGUUUUAACCUUCCCUUCCCCCUCCUCCCCCUGUCACCAGGUGGGCUACGGACAUCUCAGCACCCUAGUGAAACUGGACAAGAAGCCAGUGGAGAGCCGCAGUCUUGAGGGCGCCGGCCGGGCGUUUGCUGCCAACGGGCAGACUACACACACUUUUACAUGCUCGAUUCCCUCUUAAGUGCCCAAGGAAUUAACUCAUGAACCCUUUAUAGCAAAGCAUAGGAAGGUAAAGCAAAAAAUAUAAAGGAAAGUGUAGGACAUCUCAAGUGUUGAGGCAAAAAGAGAGAAAUGAAUGCUUCCUGAUCAUCUGAUCUCUUGGCAGCGCUGGUAUAGUCCUGCCCUUUCAGUGUGUAAUUGCUGCUUUGUCCUCCAUAUUCUCAGGAUGGGUCUUGGAAUGCGGACGUGUGUGAGUGUUAGGGGGGGUCACCUGGGUUUAAAUCUCCAUAUUGGGAGAAAAAAAUAAGUAUUAUAAAUACUGAAAAGGCAUGAAAGGUGCAAUUUCUAAUAGUUUAUUUUAAAUAAUAAUUUAAACUCCAUUUCCACAACUGUUAUCCAUUCUGGUGAGAAAACAAGUCGAGCAGGCCACUGUUGUGGCAGGAGGGGGCUUAGCUCAGACAGAAGUAGAGGAGGUAGGCCAAACAUGGCUGCCAAUGGAAGCUGGAUUUUUAGUUUAUUUCUCUUGAAUUAGUUUCUCAUUUUUUAUACUGAAUACUGUAUGUAGGAUCUGCAUGCAAUCAUCAAAGGGAUAACGCAGAAUGCUGACCGCUGUUUACAGAAAGUGGAGAUAAAUGUACAUGCAUUUUUGGAUGUUUAAAAAGCUAUACCAUAAAUACUCAGGUUUGGAGCUGCUUGUAAGUAUAACAAGAUGUAUAUUGGGGAAAAAUACUAUUGUAACUUGAUGUAGCAGUCCUAUCAUCAGUGAUUCUGACUGCCGUGUUCCUGUGUUGUGCUUAGAGCCUGUACUACACAUGGCUGCCAGGAGAUGGCACUUGACCUUCGACCUUUCCAAUUUAGCCAAUCCAGACCCUACAAACAGUACCAACCACCUGGCAUGUUGUCAGAGGCCAUGCAAUUUGUACACUUUUUUUUUUUUUGACCUCCAAGAUGAACUUAAGCUGGAUGCCAAAGGCUGUGCCUCACAAAAAACUAAAGAUAUACAUGAGAAUAGGGCAAUAAUAAUAGUGCUAUAAAGUUUACAUGCCUAACCUUUGCUGUGAAGUGCAUUUACACAAAAUUAUUACUUGGCUUGACGCUGUAGCCCAUAGAUACAAAGCUGUACGUCAGUACUGGUAAAUAAUGUAUUCUUUAUGACUGGUGAAAGAAAACAGCAGAAAAGUAGCCUGGGUGCCAGUCUUUCUGCUCUCUUGCCAACUCCUUAUGUAAUUGACAUGGCUUGACAAUGGAGUAGGCAAGAGCACAAA
Molecule: messenger RNA, 11666 nt
Organism: Coregonus sp. 'balchen'
Lineage: Eukaryota; Metazoa; Chordata; Actinopteri; Salmoniformes; Salmonidae
Source: the annotation of a GenBank genome assembly